This is a messenger RNA of Schistosoma intercalatum, 1557 nucleotides long. The record is from the annotation of a GenBank genome assembly. NCBI's taxonomy places the organism in Eukaryota, Metazoa, Platyhelminthes, Trematoda, Strigeidida, Schistosomatidae.
AUGUGUAGGGCAAAUAAAUACAGUAAGAGUUUACGUCAGGUGCGUGAGAAGACAUCAUCACUUGCAGCAAAACUUAUGGAAAGAUGCUUGAACUCGACAAUAACCUCCGCCAAUGCAAUAGAGAUUAUUAAAGCAUUGCAGUCUCUAACUUCUGAAAUUAUUUCUGUCCAGAAGGAACAUAGCUAUGUGUCUAAAUUGAUGAAGUCUUGUGAGAGGAGAAAGAAAGACCUGGAGAAUUUUCUUCCAUGUGAUAAUUAUACGGUUCACUGGUUCGAAAAAUAUGGGUUUGGACUCACUGCCUCCGUUCCUAUUAAGGAGGGUCAACAAUUAAUCAGGUUGACUAGGCGGGCCGUGCUCUCUGUAGAAGAUUCAUCAACAUGUCUGAGAGAGUUUAUAGCACAAGAUAACCUGGCAUCGAGUAUGGAGAAUGUUGCACUUUGUUUGUGCUUAUUGCGUGAACUGUACCAAGGAGACAAAUCAACAUGGAGAGAUUAUAUAAAAACAUUGCCUUUUGAGUAUUCUACAUUUCUGUAUAUGGACGUUGUGGAUAUUUGCCUCUUGAAGGGAUCGCCAGUUCUAGAAAAAAUUGUUUCAAACUAUUUGUUCAUUUGUCGCCAAUACGCUUACUUUUGCUGUCGCUUCAUUAAUAACCCAACAGUCUUUGAUAUCCCGGAUCUCGUCUUUUGUUUCGAUGAUUAUAGAUGGGCUGUGUCAACAGUAAUGAGUAGAAGCAAUUACAUACCACACCUUAACGGAAGAGAUAAAAUUAUGUGUCUUAUCCCGGUUUGGGAUAUGAUGAAUCAUAAAUCCGGUCGUGUUACAACACACUAUUAUCCUGAAGUAGAUGAAUUAAUAUUCUGUACAAUGGAGGCAUACAAACCUGGUGAUCAGAUAUUUAUGGACUACGGAAAUCGUUCAAAUGAGGAUUUUUUCAUGUUCUCUGGUUUUAUACCUCAUGUUAAUCUGAACAAUAAAUUGACAAUAACUCUAGGUAUCAGUUCUUCCGAUUCUCUGGCAUUAACACGUAAACAAUUAUUACAAACUUUUGGCUUAAAUGUUCCAUUGAAGUGUGAUUUGCGUGGUGAUAUUGAAUCCAUGACAGAAUUCCUCAUAUUUUCACGUAUUUUUUCUAUGGACAGAGAUGAACUUAAUAAAUAUCUAGUAGACUCUAAAUCGAAUCACACAAUAAUGAAACUGCAGUUGAGUAUUUUUGAGUAUAAUAAAGAAAUUGCCUGCGAACACAAAGCAUUAAGUUUUAUGAUUAAUCGCCUAAAAUUAUUAAUUGCUGCGUAUGGGACUUUACUGUUAGAGGAUACUCCUGAAUGGAAUCAGUUAACGUUAAUUCAACAGAAUUGUGAACGUCUUAAACAUCAUGAAGUUAAUAUUUUACGUUCUAGCAUUCAAAACAUUCAAAAUAUCUUGGAUAAUAGUUACAACGUCAUCAAUAAUAACUUACUAUCUGUCUCUAUUAACCGUGACAGUGGAAAUAUAAAAUUAGAACGUUUCUUAAAUUGUUAUUGUAACGUAAAUUGUCUUCUUUAUCCAACCCUCCUUUAA